AUGGGGCUCCCAUCCCUCACUCUGGGAGGACUUGUAGAGUUGAACGCGUCCAAUCUACCUCCAUCUCAGCUAUUUGAGGUUCUAUCAAAGUAUGAAGCAGAAGCUGUUCUUCUUGCUGCCGGUAGUGGCAGUCCAGAACCUAGCGGCACCCACUCAGAGCUUCUCAGUCUGUUCUACUCGAGCUUUUUCUUCUCUCACCUUCUCACGCAACAAAAGUCCUCUAGAUCCGAAGCUCGAGCAUUGACCCACCGGUUGCCUCAGAUCCUCCAGCAACAGGAUCCAAGUAUAAAAAGCUGCAUAGCAUUAUUACGAGCUCUAUGGCAGACAGACCACGUCCAGGUGUUCCAAUUACUUCGCACGGCAUCCUGGCCAGAGGGCCUCCACCCUCUAGUACAGAGAUAUGAGCGUAAGAUAUCUCUUCAAUCGCUAAGACAUCACACGUCGGUAACCGAAUUGACCCGGUGGAUAGGAUUCUUCCAGGACCAGAGCUUGAUUGCAGUGAGCAGAUCAUACGAGGCUAUUAGACCUGAGGUUGCCGCAAGCUAUCUGGGUCUAGAUCAGGCAGCAGCAGCACAGAAUGACCCAAGCAUUAUCCAAAAGUUUACAGAAUGUGGGUGGAGAUGGGACCUAGAAUCUCGACUAUUACAUCCCGCACCGAUAAACGUGCCAUCAUCGGCUGAUAAAGGCUCAACAAAUGUGUUUCGCGACACCAUGGCCAUGCUCGGGAAUCAAGGACAUUGA
Messenger RNA from Penicillium chermesinum, 741 nucleotides. RefSeq names its product CSN8/PSMD8/EIF3K family protein. NCBI's taxonomy places the organism in Eukaryota, Fungi, Ascomycota, Eurotiomycetes, Eurotiales, Aspergillaceae. Gene Ontology annotation, cellular component: COP9 signalosome. Bases 1 to 741 code for a protein of 246 amino acids. Gene Ontology annotation, biological process: protein deneddylation; COP9 signalosome assembly. The record is from RefSeq and is a predicted model, not a curated record. The transcript has 2 exons.